Molecule: messenger RNA, 1029 nt
Organism: Botrytis byssoidea
Lineage: Eukaryota; Fungi; Ascomycota; Leotiomycetes; Helotiales; Sclerotiniaceae
Exons: 7
Coding region: 1-1029 (342 amino acids)
Biological process (GO): carbohydrate metabolic process
Molecular function (GO): hydrolase activity, hydrolyzing O-glycosyl compounds
Source: RefSeq, a predicted model, not a curated record
AUGCGUUUUCAAUUAUUCCCCGCCUUCAUUGUAAGCUUCCUUGGUUCUACCGUGGAUAGUCGCAAUUUGGAAGUGCGUACCAGCAAUGGCCUUGGUCGUACUCCUGCUAUGGGUUGGAACAGCUGGAAUGCCUUUGGAUGCAAUGGUGCUUCAGCUUCCUCGGCAAUGACUGCAGCGAACCAGUUUGUAAACCUGGGGCUCAAAAAGCUUGGCUACAUAUACGUGAAUAUAGAUGACUGCUGGAACACCAAGUCCCGCAACUGCUCCGGCAACCUUGUCGCUGAUCCCAAUAAAUGGCCUAACGGUAUAACAUACACCGUCAAUCAGAUUCAUGGUAUGGGGCUUAAGUUUGGAUUAUAUGGUGAUGCGGGUACCAUGACGUGCGCAGGAUAUCCAGGCUCCCAGGGACAUGAGCAGCAAGAUGCUACUUUACUAGGAAGCUGGGGGGUCGAUUACUGGAAAUAUGACAACUGCUACACACCCUGCAACGGACAAGUUCCACAAACAUGCUGGAUUGCACGAAACUCGGAAGCUUGUGUAUGGACCUGGGGCGGAUCGGUUGGGAAUUCCUGGAGAGUCACUGGUGAUAUUCAAAACACCUGGUCCUCCGUCUCAUCGAUUGCCAACACUGCGGCAGGGAUCUCGAAAUAUUCCGGUCCUGGUGGGUUUAAUGACUUGGAUAUGUUGGAAAUUGGCAAUGGUGGUCUCUCCGAAGCCGAAGAACGAGCACAUUUUGGUCUUUGGGCAAUCGCUAAGUCUCCAUUGAUUAUUGGUACGAAUCUCGCCAGCAUAAAGUUUUCUUCCCUAGCUAUCAUCAAAAACACAGGUAUAAUUUCCAUCAAUCAAGACUCUCUUGGAAAAGCAGCUACCUAUUUCACUCCAUCGGGUCAGGCGGGGCCGAAAUCUGGACAGCUAUAUCCCUACUGGGCUGGGCCACUCUCCGAUGGUGUCGUGGCUCUGGCACAUGGAGCUGGACAGAGUUCUACAGCGGUAAGACGGGAUCAGGAACUGGCAUAUCUGGAUCUUUAG